ACGUUGCUCCAUCUUUUUAAAAACCACCGGCCUCCCAACUCCGACUGAACAACCGCUGCCUGAGCGGCGACGACACCUCUUGGCAUCUCGCACACCUGACCAGGGACCAGGACCGGGUACACUCGGUUGCACCGUUGAGUGACACCAUGUCGGGAUUAAAAACAGCAGCUUUCCUGCUCGCUUUCCUGGCUUCUGUGGCUCUCGGUCAAGGAUUUCGAAGAGAGAGUGCAUCAGUCAGGAGCAGCAGAGCAACACCAAACAGUUUUAAAGAUACGCAAACGACAGGUCUGACAGAGUGGACCUCGUGGUUUAAUAUUGACCACCCUGGGGGGAACGGGGAUUACGAGCGCCUCGAGGCCAUCCGCUUCUACUACCGCGAGAGAAUAUGCUCGAGGCCAACGGCGAUGGAGGUUCGCACGACAGAUUGGGUGGCUGCGGCAGAAACGGGAGAAGUGGUCCACUCCAGUCUGGAGAAGGGCUUCUGGUGCGUCAAUAAGGAACAACCUUAUGGACGCACCUGCUCCAACUACCACGUCCGCUUUCAGUGCCCACCAGAGCAGAGUUAUUGGACCGAAUGGGGCGAAUGGGGGCCGUGCACGACAACCGUUUGCAACGACGUGGGUAUCCAGGUCCGCCAAAGGAGAUGCAUGAGCACGCAGCCAAUGCCUUUGCUCUUGGUUCCUGCCUGUCAGGGCCACCAUUCAGAGAGGAGGGAGUGCUCCACUCCUCCAUGUACAGCCAAGUGGAGUCCAUGGGGUCGCUGGGGGUCUUGCUCUGUCACAUGCGGCGGGGGUCGGAAGAUCCGAAAGAGGACUUGCGUGAGGACCUCGGACACAGUACAGUGCACCGGACGCCCCGUUGAAACUCAAAAAUGUAGCAAGACUCCUUGUCCAGUCAAAUGUCAGCGAGUGUGCGCCGAGGGCCGCCCAGAUGAAGACUGCAGUCGAUGCGAGUGUGACGGCCAUGUUCUGCACGGCGACGUCCACAGUGUGACGGGGGUCCCUGUGGCGGGGGCCUUGGUGGCAUUCACCAACCGUCCCAAAGUGAUCCGUGCCCGGACGGACGCCAAAGGCCGCUUCAAAUUGCAGGGAAUCUGCUCGUCCAAUGUGACUUCGCUCAUCAUCAGGAAGGACAAGUUUUCUCCAGUUACCGUCUCCUCUAGCAGUAACAGCACAGGCCUUUCCUGGGUGUCGGCUGUUCUUAGAUCAGCUGAGAAGCCUUACAUUGUGAAACACCCCGAGGACAAGGUGCGUUACGAGGGCGGGCGCAUGCUGAUGUGUUGCAAGGCAACCGGAUCGCCAACACCUGAUAAAUAUUACUGGUACCACAAUGGCACUCUGCUGGACAAACAGGUGUACAAGUACCACGAGGAACUCGUACUGAAAGAUCUGAAGCCAGAACAGGCCGGACAAUAUUAUUGCAAAACCAGCAGUUCUGCAGGCAGCAUUAAGUCCUCCCCAGCAUCCCUAACUAUCAUUGCUAAAGGAGCUCCAGCAUGCAAUUCCACUCCCGAGGCACAUCUGAUCAGACUGCCGUUGGAUUGCGUACAACCCGGGACGAACUCCAAGUUUUACAACGCUGGCCGCUGCCCGCAUAACAAAUGUGCUGGCGCUCUAGACUUUGAUAUGCGCUGCAGAGAUGGCGCCGGGUUUUGUUGUGGUGUCCAAGCGAUGGAAAGUCGGACCAUUGACUGUGGGAGCUACAUCCUUCCCAUCCGGUCCGUAUCCCAGUGCAGCUGUCAGAAGUGCGUGCAGCCAACUGUGCUUGUACGAGGUCGAGUGGUCACGGCUGACAAUGGUGAGCCGCUGCGAUUUGGUCACAUCUACAUUGGCAAAGAGAGGGCAGGCACCACUGGAUACCAGGGAGGCUUCACCAUCCAAGUUCCUCCUGACACACAGAGACUGGUGGUGAAUUUUGUUGACCCCACCGAGAAAUUCAUUGACACUCCAAAGGUGUUCAUUUUGGAUAAGAAGGGUGGAUCAAUCUACCAUGACGUGAGGGUCAUGAGGAAGCAGGCACCAAUUGAUAUCGAUGCUGGUGAGACCAAUUCUAUUACCCUGGGGGAAAUAAAAGGGGAAGAUCCGAUUGGGCAGUUGGUCAUUCCAGCCAAUUCCUUCCACAAAGACAACGGAGAGCUUUAUGAGGGAACCGUAAAAGCCAGCGUCACUUUCAUAGACCCGAGAAACAUUACCACAGCUUCUGCCACACCCGGCGAUCUCAAUUUUGUGGACCCUGAAGGUGACAUGCUCCCGUUGAGGACCUAUGGCAUGUUCUCUGUCGACUUCCGCGACGAGAGCAACAAGGAGGUACUCGGGGCCGGAGCGGUCCAAGUCCUUCUUGACACACAGCAUGUAAAGAUGGAAGAGCAUAUUCCCAAAAUGAAACUGUGGUCUUUAAAUCCCGACACUGGUGUCUGGGAGGAGGAAGGCGACUUCUCUAGUACGACAACUACAGGAGGGCAUGGACGGAGCAAGCGUGAGGAGCGUACCUUUCUCAUAGGCAACAUGGAGAUUAGAGAGCGUAGACUCUUCAAUUUGGAUGUGCCUGAAAACAGACGCUGCUACGUUAAAGUCCGUGCCUACAUGAGUGAGAAGUUCCUGCCUGUUGAACAGCUGGAAGGCGUCGUGAUCAGCUUGAUCAACCUUGAACCCAAACCUGGAUAUUCCUCCAACCCAAGGGCAUGGGGACGCUUUGACAGCGUCAUAACUGGCCACAACGGGGCCUGUUUGCCGGCUUUCUGUGACGCCCAGAGGCCUGAUGCCUAUACCGCCUAUGUAACAGCAACGAUGGGCGGUGAAGAACUGGAGGCAGCUCCCUCCUCCCCAAAGAUGAAUCCAAACAUCAUCGGUGUGUCUCAACCAUAUCUGGAUAAAAUAGACUACCAGCGCUCAGACCACGAAGAUCCAGCACUGAAGAAAACAGCUUUCCGAAUCAAUUUGGCAAAGCCCAACCAAAAUAAUUUUGAUGAAACCAAUGGGCCCAUAUACCCGUAUCAGAAUUUAAUAGCCUGCGAAAAUGCACCUGUUGAUGCGAAUCAUUUCAGGUUCUUUCGAGUGGAGAAGGACAAGUACGAAUACAAUGUUGUACCCUUUGAGGAAACGGAUCUGACAACCUGGACCGGGGACUACCUCUCAUGGUGGCCUAAUCCUCAGGAAUUCAGAGCAUGUUUUAUCAAAGUUAAGGUCCACGGACAAAAGGAAGUGAUGGUAAGGUCAAGAAACUUUGGAGGUUCACACCCAGAGACGACAGGCAAACUUUACGGCAUCCGAGAUAUACGCAGUACCCGGGACAUGCGAGAGGCCAACACUUCAGCAGCUUGCGUUGAGUUCAAAUGCAGCGGCAUGUUGUUUGAUCAAGCUGAAGUGGAUCGAUCCCUCAUCUCUAUCAUUCCACAAGGGAACUGUCGCAAGAUUUCUACCAACAAUCUACUCCAGGAGUACCUCAUCAAACACCCCCCAGUUGCGCAAAACAACGACUCCCACGCCUUCACCAUGUUAGCCCCCGUGGAUCCUCUGGGACAUAAUUAUGGCAUAUACACAGUCACAGACCAGAAUCCCAGGGUUGCCAAAGAAAUCGCUAUCGGCCGCUGCUUUGAUGGUACCUCGGACGGUUUCUCCAGAGAGAUGAAAUCCGACUCGGGAGUGGCUUUGACUUUCAGCUGUCCGGAGAGGAAAAUCAACAGAGAAAGCCUCUUCCAGCGGCUGCAGACCAACCCAGGACAGACACUGUCACAGAUGGCGAGGGACAUGAGGGAGAUGCAAGGCAUGCAGAUGCAGAGGUCAUCCACUCAAGUGGUGGCCUAUCCCUCCGAGCAACAGGGCAGGACCCAGAGUCGUAGGGUUGUCACUACAAGCAGGAGAAGGACGGCUGUUCGCACACAACGACGCCAAUGAUAGUCGAGAGACCUUCACUCAAGGCAACUCAUGGAUGUAAAACUUGGCAUUCUGCUGAAGGAACUUCCUCCGUACUGUGGAAAUCACCAAACUCAGACAAACAGCAAAACGCUGAGCCUGGCUGAACAUAUCCAAUAAUUGUAUACUGACUUGAAGGGUUUGCUAUAUUAUUAUUUUUUAACCACCCCUCCUGAAAGACAUCUUGUGGCUAUAUGAAAAGCAGUACCUGGCAUGUAUUUAAAAGCUCUGGUCACAUUUUAGUCGUACUUGACUUUUGAAAAUGUUUAUUUUAUAGGUCUAAUUUGUGGUAUUUGAGGUUGGAUUUUUUUUUUUUGCAGCGACUGAAUCAAAAGCAAACUGUUUAUAGUGGUGGCACACAACCAUGUAAAAAUUGCUCUCCAAUGAAUGUCUCUAAAAGUUGCAGACACUGAGCCCUUUCUCUUCAAACUGAGACACACAAACUUCACAGUCCAUCAGGGAAAAAGAGGACGUUUUCAGAAAUUUUACUUCGAGUCGUACAUUGGUACUGAGAUUCAGUAAUACAUACAAAUAUCCAUACCAAAGCAAACAUGCAACAUCUAAGAGAAUUGACAGAAUUAUUGUCACCUAAAACAGUAAGCGGUCAGGAUUUAAUAUUUAUUCAGCUGUUCAGUGUUUGUCAUUGAGCUGUGCAAUGAGAAUAUUUUAUAAUACAAUUAUAGGAGCUGUUUUUUUUUUCAAACUGAAAUAUUCAACAAAAAAUGCUGCUGCUAAUUGAAGCGACAACUCUGUCAUAUGUGGUGAGGGGGAUUGCACAUUUUAGGCUCGAAAUUACUCGGACACAUUUGUGAGGUGAUGUCUCUUAGGUAGAAGUUUACAGCUUGUGGAAAUACUCCAGUCACAUACUUUGGUAGGUGCUGCUGUUUUGGUUAGCAACUGAGUUCUGCAGUUGGGCUCAAUAGUCAAUGUGUGGACAACAACAUCCAUCAAUCCCAUUUUUUUUUUUUUUUUUUUAAUUCUUUUUGAGACAGCCACUUUUGAGGGAAUUGAACUAUCACUUCUAAUCUUGCUUCCGCGAAAGUUUCAGAUUUCACAUUUAGACAACUCUCAUCAUACAGACAGCAGCAACAGUAUUAACUCAGUACACGUUAUAUUUAGUCUACCUUUAAUUAUUGUCUUAACUUUCCACUUUAAAACUUGUUUAUCUGAAAAAGAGGCAUUUGCAGCCCGGGUAAUGAGAUAACCUCUCCAUGCUGAACUAAUCCGAAAACCCAGCCAAGGGCGAGGAUGAUCCAUUGGGAACCCGGGACAGGCGCAGACAUAAACACACUUGUGCAGUUAAUUAGAAAAUAAACGUUGCAAUCCUUUGGGAGCCAUUACGACAAUAUGAUGCAGACGUUCAUUAACAGUCAAACACGCUCAAUUUUUGAGACAAAAAAGUAAUUAAGAAGAAAUUAAGUCACAAUGGCACCAGACCAGGUCGUGCACUUUGCAUGAAAUAGUUAUGGCUUUGGCGUACAAAUGUCACAUUGCUGAGGUGAAAAAUCGAAUUGGUUCAGUCAGGUGAUCCGAGUAUCAAUUUCCAUUCGAACAUCGCAAUCAUGAUUCUUAGGUGGACUGAAGAUUUGAAAUUGCCCAUAGGUGUGAUGUCAACUGUAUACGUAACCUUGCCAUCUUCAAAAACAAACGUACCUGCACAUACUCUGAGCACAAAUGUCAUCUCGCAGCAGAUGUAGCAUCCAACCUGCAAGGCAGACAGUGAUUGAAUCCAGGAGCUAUAGCAACAGUCUGUUUGCUCAUGAAGACGUCAAACAUCUGCACAACACAGACAUCCGUAGAAAGAAGAGCUGGUAAAGGAUGAAAUGUUUGGUCAAGGGGGGAAAAAGUGAAGUAAUUGGGGUCUUCGUAGUCCACCGCAAGAAAGCUUGACAACAAGUGGCUUGCACAUGCAAGCUGGAAGAAUGCUUUGACAGCAGCGGCGGCUUUUUCAUGAGAACAUAUCAAGGGGAGUUUGAGCGACAAUGUAACAAUAAUAAAAGUCUGGCCAAGGCCUCGCAUGGGAAAGUAAAGCAUGCUGCUCAAACUUGGAACAUAAAAGGACACUUAAGAGGCAAAACAUUUGCAGUUGUUUUGGGGGAUGAAAUGAUGAGAGUUGAAGCUCCAUUCCAAGAGACAAAGCACACAAAAACAAGAUUUAUUCUGUGUGGAAAGAAAAUGUUGAUCUCUGUGGGAAGGGUAUUUAUCGUAAUAAUAUUUUCACUUGGCGGAGAUUUGGAAAAUGUUAGCCUGACAAAUCAUUUGAGAUUUAAUGGAGAAGAUGAAAUCUUAGCUUUGAGAAUAGGAAUUUUUUGGAAUUCUACGCAUGCUCACUGGCAACAUUUUGAAUAUUUAAAUAUCAAUUCCUGAGUUUGACCACAUUAAUUCAUAACCUUGACCCAGCAAAUAAUUUUUCAUUAGGAGGCUAAUAGGUAGACUAGACACAAUAGCCAUUUUUUUUGCCAACUGGUGUCGGAGAAAUCAUAAUUUAUUCCAGAAGUGAAAAUUUGCACAUGCCACUCUGCUUGCAGGAAGCCACCUUGAAUUGCAGCUUUCAUCACAUUAACAUUUGCAUGGUGACUCUUUAUGUGUAAAUGGUCUAUUGUAUAAACUUUGUAUGAUUAAGAGACUGUAAAUAAAUGUUUGAUGCUUUUGAA
This is a messenger RNA of Syngnathus acus (greater pipefish), 6565 nucleotides long. RefSeq names its product cartilage intermediate layer protein 2 (gene cilp2). The record is from RefSeq and is a predicted model, not a curated record. The coding region runs from base 147 to 3893 and encodes 1248 amino acids. NCBI's taxonomy places the organism in Eukaryota, Metazoa, Chordata, Actinopteri, Syngnathiformes, Syngnathidae. The transcript has 10 exons.